GCCACUUCGCGAUGCUGCCAGUCCUAGACUGCGUCCUAUUCGGGGUCCUAGUAAUGAGCAAUUUUCUUUUGGGCAUGUAUUUUUCCCUCCGGAAGAAGGCUUUGCGUAUUGAGAGUACGUCUGCAAUGGCGGAGAUAUUUCUUGGAAGCCGAGCACUGAAGAUUCUUCCGCUGGCGGCGUCAUCCGCGGCAUCGCUCUUUUCUCCGACGGGUCUGAUCGGCUUCACAGCGCACUACUACGCUUACGGUUGGCACCUUAUUUGGACUUUCACGGGGCCUAUUCUGUGUCUUCCGUUGGCCACCCAUGUUUUCGUACCCGUGCUGUACCGGCUAGGCAUCACAUCGAUAUUCGAGUACAUUCGUCUACGAUUCAACGCCACAAUAUCCUUGACAACAUGUGCCAUAUAUAUUUUUCUCACGCAAAGCAUUGGAGCCAUCUCUAUAUCAGCAGCAUCACUGACGCUGUUCACUGGUAAUGCUUAA
This is a messenger RNA of Dermacentor silvarum, 482 nucleotides long. Its product is annotated as sodium-dependent multivitamin transporter-like. Gene Ontology annotation, cellular component: membrane. The transcript has 3 exons. NCBI's taxonomy places the organism in Eukaryota, Metazoa, Arthropoda, Arachnida, Ixodida, Ixodidae. Gene Ontology annotation, biological process: transmembrane transport; sodium ion transport. Gene Ontology annotation, molecular function: symporter activity. The record is from RefSeq and is a predicted model, not a curated record. Bases 12 to 482 code for a protein of 156 amino acids.